Molecule: messenger RNA, 2037 nt
Organism: Leptopilina boulardi
Lineage: Eukaryota; Metazoa; Arthropoda; Insecta; Hymenoptera; Figitidae
Product: alpha-glucosidase-like
Exons: 8
Coding region: 52-1854 (600 amino acids)
Biological process (GO): carbohydrate metabolic process
Source: RefSeq, a predicted model, not a curated record
ACCUUUAUAAAUAAUCCUCUGCCUGCAACAAAGAUCACAUUAUUAGUAGCUAUGGAGUCUUUUCUAUUCAUUUUUUGUGCAUUAUUUUUGUGCAGUCAUGUGAUUGGUGAAAUUAAAAAUAAAGAUUGGUGGAAAAAUACAGUGUUUUAUCAAAUUUACCCUUGGAGUUUUCAAGAUUCUGAUGAUAAUGGAAUUGGCGAUUUAAAAGGGAUUACAAAUAAAUUGCAACAUUUCGUCGAUUGUGGCAUAGGUGCAAUAUGGUUAUCUCCAAUAUAUCAAAGCCCUAUGGUUGAUUUUGGUUACGAUAUUUCUGAUUUUCGUGCAAUUGAUGAAAGAUUCGGUACUAUGACAGAUUUUACGGAUUUAACGGCAAAAGCAAAACAGCUAGGUUUAAAGGUUGUUCUUGAUUUGGUACCAAAUCAUACAUCUGAUAAACAUGAAUGGUUUCAAAAAAGCAUAGAAGGCGUAGAACCGUAUGAUAAAUAUUUCAUAUGGAAAGCAAACAGAACUGGAGAUUCACCGCCAAACAAUUGGAUAAGUGUAUUUAGUGGUCCUGCUUGGGACUAUAAUGAGAAACGAAAACUUUGGUACUUUCAUCAGUUCGAAUAUCGUCAACCUGAUUUGAAUUACGCUAAUCAAGACGUUAAAACGGAAAUGGAGAAUGUAAUUAAAUUUUGGUUGGGAAAAGGUGUCGAUGGAUUUCGAAUAGACGCUGUACCUCAUCUUUUCGAAGAUGACAAUCUUACAGAUGAACCUAAAUCAAAUGCACCCAAUUCAACAGAAAGGGAUUAUACCUAUUUGAAUCAUAUUUAUACCAAAGAUGAUCAACGUACUUAUGAAUUAGUACAAAGUUGGAGGGACAUUAUGGACGAAUGGGCGAAUACAAAUAAUGAAGACGAAAAGGUCAUGAUGACGGAAGCUUAUACAAGUUUAGAAAAUACAACCAAAUUUUAUGAAUACGGUUCUCAUAUUCCUUUUAAUUUUAAAUUUAUUACGGAUGUAUCAGUAAAAUCAAAACCAGAUGAAUUUAAGACUUUAAUUGAGACGUGGAUGAAACACACGCCUGAAAAUUAUGUCCCUAAUUGGGUUAUGGGCAACCAUGAUAGACCUCGAACAGAAACACGAUAUCCUGGUAGAGGUGAUCAAAUGACAAUGCUUGCUAUGAUUUUGCCAGGAGUGGCCGUAACAUAUUAUGGUGAAGAAAUAGGCAUGGUUGAUAAAACUGAUAUUUCUUGGGAAGAUACACAAGACCCUCAAGCAUGUAAUGCUGGAAAAGAUAAAUAUCAAUCUCGUUCUCGUGAUCCAAAUAGAACACCUUUUCAAUGGGAUAACUCAAAAAAUUCAGGUUUUACAAAUGGCACUCCAUGGCUCCCUGUCAAUAGUAACUAUAAUACUUUGAAUCUGGCAAACCAAAAACAAAUUGAUAAUUCUCAUUUUAAAAUGUAUCAAGCUUUAACCAGUUUACGAAAGACGUCUCCUGCUAUUAAAGAUGGUACUUUGAAAACAAUAACUGCAAAUAAUAAUCAAAUGUUGGUAAUUCUCCGAGAGCAUGAAAAUGAAACGAUAUCAUUAUUAAUAAACUUUUCUGAUGAGGAUAGCCAAAGUAUUAAUUUGAAUUCACAUCUGACAAAUGCUGAUAAAAUGACUACUGUUGUGCAACUCGCAGGAUCAAAUUUACCAAAUAUUAAAUGGGGAGAAGUGAUUGAUACGUCAAAUGUAAAAGUGCCAGCAAGCUCAUCUUUAGUCUUAGUAUCUAAACCAAAAGAUAAUUCAGAUAAUGCAGGAACAUCACAAAAGCCGUUAUUCAAAUUUCUAUUAAUAGUAUUUGCAAUUUUAACUUAUUAUCAAUUUUAGGACAAAUUUAGACUAUUAAAAGCAAAUAAAAAAAAUUGUCGUAUUUGUUAUUAUAAGCUUUUAAUAAUUUAUUCAGUUUGUUUCAUACAUAAUUUAGUUUAUAGUUUUAAGAAAAUGUUCUGUAGAACAAUAAAUAUUAAGAAUUUUGUUUAUUUCUUAAAUAAAAGAAAUGUGUCCUUAAAA